This is a messenger RNA of Manis javanica (Malayan pangolin), 707 nucleotides long. NCBI's taxonomy places the organism in Eukaryota, Metazoa, Chordata, Mammalia, Pholidota, Manidae. The record is from RefSeq and is a predicted model, not a curated record.
AAGGCUUUGCCCUCACUCAACAUGGUCGCCUUCCGGUUUCGCUCUUGUUGGUAAAUUGGCUUUCUCGGCUCCCGUUUCUCUCCCCGGUUCUUCAAGUGCCCGGAGUAGCCAUGGCGGCCAUGAGUUUGUUGCAACGGGCUUCGGUCACUGCGGUGGCAGCUCUGUCUGGCCGCCGCCUUAGCACCCGACCUGGAUUCGGGGGCUUCCUCACCCGUGACUUUCCGAAGACUGUUGCUCCUGUUCGACACAGUGGAGACCAUGGGAAAAGACUGUUUAUCAUCAAACCUUCUGGAUUCUAUGAUAGGCGUUUUUUAAAUUUAAUGAAAUUCUACCUUCUGUUGACUGGGAUUCCAGUAGCAGUUGGCAUAACUCUGGUGAAUGUAUUCAUCGGUGAAGCUGAGUUAGCAGAAAUUCCAGAAGGCUAUGUCCCUGAACACUGGGAAUAUUUCAAGUUCAUUACAUUUGUAUGGGAAAUGGUGGAAUCACAGUAUUGCUGUUCCAUUUGUUACAGGUUAAAGGAGCUGGAAGUACGAAAAUUAAUGCGUGUCAGAGGUGAUGGUCCCUGGUAUCAAUAUCCAACUGUUGAUAAGGCAUUCAUUGAUGUUUCUCCAAAGGCAACUCCUGAUAACUAAUCUUUUAUUUCUCUAAAUACAAAGUAUAUUCUCUGUACAGAAAAAUUAAUAAAUAUAUUCUGUAUUUUUGCUCUG